AUGCAGCCAGCUCCGGUUCGACUGCAGCAAGCUAUAUGGACUGCCUUUAAAGCUGCAAGACCGAUACACAGCUCUUUGAGUCGACAAUUAUCGAAUCAGCCGUGUCCUCGAUUCCGGUUAGAGAACCCUCCACAGCGGAGGCUACAGCUAUGGCAGGCCUUGCCAUUUGGACGAGUGCGAUUCUACAGCGAAGACAAGAAGUCGGAAGUCGACAGGAAAAUUGAAGAUGCUCAGAAAAGAAUCGGCGAAGGCAUCGAGUCGAGAGCCGACACUCUCGGAAAUCUUCCAGGCCCUGAAGAGGAUACACUGAAGAAAAAAGAGGAUGAAACCAUAAUACAUACUUUACCAGAGUCGUCCUCAAUAGUCUACGAUGAACAUUCACCCGGAGAAACCGCUGCCAAUGCUGCAGCUGCAGCCGCCUUGUCAAAGAGCUCAGAAGCCACCACACAUAAUCAUGGCACAUCAACAGGAGAUGCUACAGCCCAGACAAGGCAGUAUCAAUCCACCAAAUCCCCUCCCACUCCCCGAUCUGCGAGAGAUCAGCUACCUUCCCAGAUUGCGGCUGGCUACUCCCACCUACGAGGCCGCUUCGUCGAUUUCAUGGACAAUUUCCAAACUCACAUCUUCACUGCCUCGAAGCGCCUCAACGAUCUGACAGGCUACUCCUCAAUUGAGCAGUUGAAGCGUGAUAUUGAAGCACAAGAGAACGCUGUACGUGCUGCUCGCCAACACGUCAAAGACUCGCGAGAUGCCUACCAAGCCGCCGUCACGACUAGAUCGGAUACUCAGCGAGAAGUUAACGAUCUCCUGCAUAGGAAACAUUCUUGGAGUCCCAACGACCUCGAGCGAUUUACCAGUCUCUAUCGAAGCGAUCACACGAACGAGCAGUCUGAGCAGAAGGCACAUGAAGAGUUAAGCCGUGCUGAACAGGGGUACGAGGAAGCAAGCACCAAGUUGAGCAAGAGCAUUCUGGCACGAUACCACGAAGAGCAAGUCUGGAGUGACAAAAUUCGGCAGAUGUCUACUUGGGGCACUUGGGGUUUGAUGGGUUUGAAUGUGUUAUUGUUCGUGGUAUUUCAGAUCAUGAUUGAGCCGUGGCGGAGAAGGAGGCUGGUGAAAGGUUUCGAAGAGAAGGUACAGACAGCCUUACGAGAACAAAAUGCUGAGCAAGAGUUGAGGACUAUAUUCCACCUGAAGACCGCUCAAGAGGAAGGAAGGAGAUCCGCAAUGGAUGCCGCUGCACCGGAAUCUGAAGUGGCGCAGGUGACCAGUGCAACAGAAAAUGCGACACCUGAGCAAGGUCCUGCAACUGCUAUUGCUGAUGCUUUGGCAGCAGACGAGCCGAGCAUACAGGAGAUGGCUGAGCGAACACAAAUUGAGCAGGCUGUGGAGACAGUCACAGAUGUAGAGCUACUUGCAGAGAGUCAAUCCCGGGAACCCGAAGCCCUUACACAAGCUGCAUUGCCAGAAGAUGGGUCCCCGUCGACGGCGACACUGGAAGCUAUUGUUACCCAGGAAGAGUCAAGCGAAACGCCUAGCACAUCUACUCGACAGGUCGAUGAUCUCCCGCCACUAUCAACGGCCCCUUAUCAAGACCUACCCUUCGUUCUAGGCACGUAUGUCCGAACUUAUGUUGCCCAAGCAAAUGUCUAUGCGCGUUCUCUGUUCGACGAGAAAGAGACAUUGACAGUCAGUCGGAAGGAGCUAACAAACAAAGUGCUAGAAGGUGUCUUCUUCGGUGCUGUUGGUGUGGUUACCUUGUUCUGGAUUGUUGGGGUUGGAGCUGUCAGAGGACGGUAA
Molecule: messenger RNA, 1800 nt
Organism: Lithohypha guttulata
Lineage: Eukaryota; Fungi; Ascomycota; Eurotiomycetes; Chaetothyriales; Trichomeriaceae
Gene: SHE9
Product: sensitivity to high expression protein she9
Exons: 1
Coding region: 1-1800 (599 amino acids)
Biological process (GO): inner mitochondrial membrane organization
Cellular component (GO): mitochondrial inner membrane
Source: RefSeq, a predicted model, not a curated record